Molecule: messenger RNA, 4929 nt
Organism: Nyctereutes procyonoides (raccoon dog)
Lineage: Eukaryota; Metazoa; Chordata; Mammalia; Carnivora; Canidae
Gene: RAVER2
Product: ribonucleoprotein, PTB binding 2
Exons: 13
Coding region: 1-3069 (1022 amino acids)
Cellular component (GO): cytoplasm; ribonucleoprotein complex; nucleus
Molecular function (GO): mRNA binding
Source: RefSeq, a predicted model, not a curated record
AUGGCUUUAGCAGGAAGGAAAAGGUCACAGUUGGCAGGCCAGCUAGAAAAUGGAAUGGGAGGGAGCCAGCCAAGGAGCAUUGUGGAAAAUCCUCAAAUUUAUUUUUUCAUUGUAAACUCGGACUUCUUUGCCAAAUAUGCACAUCUUGAGCACCCCAGGUUAAGGUCCCGGAGCCUGCAGGGCACCCCGGGCCCCCUCCUCCCGGCCCCCUCCCUCCCCCCGGGGCUUGGGGAGCCCCGAACUGGCGUCUGCAGCCCGGGAGUUUCGAGGGCUGGGAGACAGCUGGGUGUCACGUGGGGAGGCCGCGCGGGGACAGGCGCCCGGGGAUCGGGUUCCCACCAUCACCCCCCCCCCCGCCCUCGACCCCCCACCCGGGAAGCUGCAGUCGAAGGGCCGCAUCCCCAGAGCCCAGGCCCGGGGUUCGGGGAGGCCGUGGGGGAGGGGAGCGGCCCGCCCGGGGCCGCACAGGUGGGGGGUCCGCGCCAGGGGUUCGAGUCCCCGCCUCGACCCCCCCCCCCCCCGGGAAGCUGCAGCCCGGGGGCCGCAUCCCCAGAGCCCAGGCCCGGGGUUCGGGGAGGCCGUGGGGGAGGGGAGCGGCCCGCCGGGGGCCGCACAGGUGGGGGGUCCGCGCCAGGGGUUCGAGUCCCCCCCUCGACCCCCCCCCGGGAAGCUGCAGCCCGGGGGCCGCAUCCCCAGAGCCCAGGCCCGGGGUUCGGGGAGGCCGUGGGGGAGGGGAGCGGCCCGCCCGGGGCCGCACAGGUGGGGGUGCGGCGCCGGGUCCCCCCAGCGGGAGCGAGGGGCGCCGCGGGGGCGCGGGGGCCGGGCCGAGGGGGCUCCCGCGAGGUGGCGCUCAGGCUCCUCCUCCGCGCUCAGGUUUCCUCUCCCGCCCGCCGCCCGCCGCCCGCCGCCCGCCGCGCCGCCUCCCCCCGCGCCGGGCCCACUCGGCGGCCUCCGCCCGCUUUCUCUCUCCGCUUCCCCUCGAGCCUCCGGAGGCGCCCGCAGCCGCGGGGCGCCCGGGAAGAUGGCGGCGGCGGGCGGCGGCGAGGGGGCGCGGGGCCGGGCUGCGCUGCGGGGCCGGGGCCGGGGUGGGGGCCGCGCGGGCCGGGCCCGUCCGCCGGCGAGGACGCGCGGGGCCCCGCGCCCGGCCCGCUGCACCCCGAGGAGGUCGCCGCGCGGCUGCAGCGGAUGCACCGCGAGUUGAGCAACCGCAGGAAAAUCCUGGUCAAAAACUUGCCCCAGGACAGCAGCUGCCAGGAAGUUCACGAUUUAUUACAAGACUAUGAGUUAAAAUAUUGUUAUGUGGACAGAAAUAAGCGAACAGCUUUCGUAACCUUACUGAAUGGAGAGCAAGCCCAGAAUGCAAUUCAGAUGUUUCAUCAAUAUUCUUUUCGAGGAAAGGACUUAAUUGUUCAGCUACAGCCAACAGAUGCCUUGCUGUGUAUUACCAACUUGCCCACUUCUUUCACACUAGAAGAGUUUGAAGAACUUGUUCGUGCUUAUGGAAAUAUUGAAAGAUGUUUUCUAGUCUACAGUGAAGUUACUGGCCAUUCCAAAGGCUAUGGAUUUGUGGAAUACAUGAAAAAGGACUUUGCUGCAAAGGCUAGAUUGGAGUUACUGGGUAAACAAUUGGGAGCAUCAGCUCUGUUUGCACAAUGGAUGGAUGUUAAUCUAUUGGCCGCAGAGCUCAUUCAUUCUAAGUGCCUUUGUAUAGAUAAACUCCCUAGUGACUACAGGGAUUCAGAGGAGCUGUUGCAAUUUUUUUCCAGUAUACAUAAACCUGUGUUUUGCCAGCUUGCACAGGAUGAAGGCAGUUAUGUUGGUGGCUUUGCAGUAGUUGAAUAUAACACUGCUGAGCAUGCUGAAGAGGUUCAUCAAGCAGCUGAUGGAAUGACCAUCAAAGGAAGCAAAGUCCAAGUUUCCUUCUGUGCCCCAGGAGCACCAGGGCGAAGUACAUUAGCAGCAUUGAUAGCAUCUCAACGUGUGAUGCACAGUAAUCAAAAAGGCUUACUUCCAGAGCCAAACCCUGUACAAAUUAUGAAAAGUUUAAACAAUCCUGCCAUGUUACAAGUUCUUCUGCAACCCCAGCUCUGCGGGCGAGCUGUUAAACCAGUUCUUGGAACACCUCACAGCUUGCCCCAUCUGAUGAACCCAUCCAUCUCCCCGGCGUUUUUGCAUUUGAAUAAAGCACAUCAGAGUGCAGUUAUGGGUAAUACUUCCAAUUUAUUCCUUCAGAAUCUUUCUCAUGUACCACUGGCGCAGCAACAAUUAAUGAAAUUUGAAAAUAUUCAUACUAAUAAUAAACCAGGCUUACUUGGAGAUCCCCCCGCCAUGGUACUUCACACCACAGUGGGGAUCGGGUCAGCACUUCCUUUGAAUACAGAGUUGGGUCACCAUGGAGAAGCACAUAAAACAUCUAAUCUGAUUCCAACUCAAACAACUUUAACAGCUGGAAUGGGAAUAUUGCCAUUCUUCCCAAAUCAGCACAUUGCUGGACAAGCUGGGCACGGGAAUACUCAGGAGAAACAGCCAGCCUCGGUGGGGAAGGCAGAAGGAAAUUUCUCAGGGUCACAGGCUUAUCUUCAGAGCUUUCCAAACCUUACUGUUGGAAGCUUGCUGACAGGACACCAUAAGCAACAGCAAAGUCAGCCGAGAGGCACAGAGAUAAGUUCAGGGGCUGCCUCCAAGAAUCAGACUUCACUAUUGGGAGAACCACCAAAAGAAAUACGGCUCAGUAAAAAUCCAUACUUGAACUUGGCAAGUGUGUUACCCAGUGUGUGCUUAUCAUCCCCAGCAAGUAAAACCACUCUACAGAAGACUGGAAUUACAAGCAAUAUUCUGGAUGCAAUCUCUCAGGGAAAUGAAUCACAACACACAUUGGAAAAGUGCAUUUCUUAUUCUCAACCUUUUGGUGAUUAUGCACAGGUAUCAUCUUUAAGAAAUGAAAAGCGAGGCUCAUCAUAUCUCAUCUCUGCCCCAGAAGGUGGUUCCGUGGAAUUUGCCGACCAGCAUUCUCAGGGCACAGGAGCAUAUUACAUGGAAACGUACUUAAAGAAGAAGCGUGUAUACUGAGCUAAGUUCUCUCCAUAUAAUCUCGUAAGGUUUUUUGCAGUAUCUCUGCUGUUCAUCGCUGCCUUAACUACAUUCAGAUUAGCCAUAUCCUUUCAAUACGGGUUUCUAAUUUCCCAGAAGGAACUGUAUUGUGCAGCAAGCAGAAUUGCCAAAUAAAAACUAAGUAGCAAUAAGACAAUUGAGGACAUUUUCCAUUAGAAUUAGAUGCAUCUUAAUUGGUAUUAACUUAUAGCCAUUGGAGAAAUUCACAAUGUUCCAAUAUUCCUUAUUUAGGACUGGGAAUAAUUUUGACACCAUAUAUAAAAGUAUGAAGCAAUAACUGGGAAACAGUCUUGUUUCCUGAGCCUUAGAAGAAUGAGUUUCUUUUAUGCCAAUGUGCAUUUCAAUCUACUUUUCCUAGAACAAAAGAGUGCAACUACAAAAUGCAGUGGUGGUAAAGAUGUUCUACAUGCAAACUAAAUAAUUACCCCCAAAUCAGCCCUGCAAUAUAAAACCCAGAGUGAUGUCCAAGUUCUACACAACUACAGAUGCUUUACUUUUAAUGUUAUCUACCAUUUAUACUUUUUGUGAAAAACAAGCUAUUUUUUUUUUUAAAGUAGCUUUAGUGAAUAAUUUCAGGGGUUGGAAGACUACACCCUGAGGUUAAGUUCAGUUCACCUGUUUUUAUAUUGUCUGCAAGCUAAGAAUGAUGUUUACAUUUUUAAAUGAAGUAGAACAUAUUUGAAUUAAGUACUAUGAAAUUUAAAUUUCAGUGUCCAUAUAUAAAAUUUUAUUGGAACACAAAUAUGCUCAUUCAUUUACAUACUGUAUGUGGUUCCAGGUGUGCUGUAGUGGCCGUGCUGAGUAGCUGUAACAGAGACCAUCUGGUCUGCAAAGCCUAAAAUAUUUACUCCCUGGCCCUUGAUGGGGGAACGUGUGCUGACCCUGCUCUAAGAGCACUAAUUCCCUAAUCUUUUAACUUCUGCAACAGGCUAGUGGGUGGCAAGUGAUGUCGGUUUCUGAGUCUGAUUUUAUGGCAUAAACUAGUGAUAAACAAGGCCUGUUUUGAUCCUUGAAUGUCCUAUUUCCACCAUACAGUCAGUCUAUACUGCUCUUUCUGAAGGAACAUUAUGGAAGUAAGAGUGUAACAACUCGGAGCUAGUAAGUUAUACCUCACUUUCUGCUUUGUCUCUUAGUCUUGUGUAGUGUUAGGCUGAAAAAUUAUCUCCGCUGUUUAACUCCAUUUGGCAAGAACUGCAUUCAUUGCAUAUUACUUUUGACAUCACCAUUUCCUGAAGACUUUGGUAUUAAACACAUGAGCAAUCCUUUGCCAUCUAGAAAUUUUCAAGUUUAUUCCUCAUUACGAAUCUCAAUGAUCCUAGUGUUUUUGAAAUCAGAUAAUUAAAUCUAAUUCAGGAAACUUAUUUUUGACUAUGAUCUAAAGCAAUUGGCCUAUUUCAUAUGUUAUUAACUUCUAAAGUGACAAAGUUAACUUCUAAGGACUAGCAUCAGUUAUGACUCAGCAGAUGAAUAAUGGUUUCUCCAUGUUCUGCACUUCUCCUUUCCAUUUCCUAUUGCAUUGAACAUCUUCAAUGCUUAGUCACACCUUUCUGAUAAUAUAAACAGAAGAUGGUGAGUUUUAAAUCAGAGCUGAAAAAUGAAACAGGUUGAAAAAAACCAAGAUAUUUUGGACUAUAACACAUGUGGACCUGCGCCCAUUAUCAUUGGACAGAAUAGAUAAGUACAAAUCAAAUGGCGUUUGUAAUAAGGACUAUUACCAAACUCCCCCUGCAAAGUCUAUACUGUUAUUUUUCUAUGUAAACAAAUUGUUUGAAUGUUUUGAAAAUGAAAUCUUAAUAUUAAAAGGCAUAUGCAUGUGAA